AUGGGUGAAGCUGUGCUAUCUACAUACGGGUUACCACCGCCAGUGCGCGAUUGCACCGCCGACUUAUCACCAGAAAUACUGCGCGAAUCGUCUUAUUGUACUGCUGACCUCGACUGCUAUGUCGGAGAGAAUGAAUUACGCCUCCUACCAGAACAAAGAACACACCACGACUCACCCGAUGGCACCGGGAAGACUUUCAUUACAAAACUAAUUCUAGAUGAAAUCAGCCGGCACGGAGACAUCGAGUUUGCUGUUGUCUCAUCCGGGAUUGCAGCCACAUUGCUUCCAGUCGGACGGACGGCACACUCUAUCUUUCGGGGAGGGUCGAACGCCUUCAGACGCAGAACACUGGGAACACUGGGAACACUGUGUUCAGUUGUUGGCACUCAUCAACAGCUCAGAGAUGCCGUCUUUCCGCAUCUUAGUACCAACUACAGUGACCUUGGGUGGCUCUCUGAUACAGCCGUUCUUCCUCGAAAAAAAAAAACAAAUUUAAUUGAAGCGACAAUUCUUACAGUUUACGAAAGGAGUGAAACUGUAUUCAUACCGCGCACGCAUCUAUCUCCAUCAGGUUCAGAUGUGCCCUUUACAUUCUGCCAGUCGCGGUUUCCCACGUCCGUGAUAUUUGUCUCCCAUUGUUACUACACCGCGCCAGAUAAACACUUCCUUCCACCUGCCCUCGGCGUAUUCGCAUUGCUGCUUGAUUUUUCUGUCAAACCCUCCUGUCUAUUGCCACUGUCAACUCCAUUACACCACGACCAUCUACGCUGUGAAGGCAUUAAUAAUUGUGUUAAGCGUCCCCCCAGUCAAAUGCAUCGCUGA
This is a messenger RNA of Acanthosepion pharaonis, 822 nucleotides long. NCBI's taxonomy places the organism in Eukaryota, Metazoa, Mollusca, Cephalopoda, Sepiida, Sepiidae. The record is from the annotation of a GenBank genome assembly.